This is a messenger RNA of Lactuca sativa (garden lettuce), 4088 nucleotides long. Its product is annotated as ABC transporter B family member 2. NCBI's taxonomy places the organism in Eukaryota, Viridiplantae, Streptophyta, Magnoliopsida, Asterales, Asteraceae. Gene Ontology annotation, molecular function: ATP hydrolysis activity; ABC-type transporter activity; ATP binding. Gene Ontology annotation, cellular component: plasma membrane. Gene Ontology annotation, biological process: transmembrane transport. The record is from RefSeq and is a predicted model, not a curated record.
CAUAAAUACCCGAUGUCAUGAGUCAACACACUCUGGCUGGUUUACUUUUGCUUUGCAUUAAAUACCCUUAAACCACCGAACCAAUUUUUCUCAACCUUAUGUAGCCCCACCGCCACCACCACCACCACCACCACCAAUAUUCCGCUUCAUUAACCCUCUCCUCCACUUGGUCUUUUAACCAAAAUGAGCAGCAAUCCCAGUUCACUCUCCGUCGACGGCGGUGGCGUUGACACCAAAGAUGACAAGAAACGUGAAACCCUAAAACCCAAAACAGUUCCAAUGCUAAAACUGUUUGCAUUUGCCGAUUCUUAUGAUUACUUCCUUAUGUUUUUUGGGUCCCUCGGAGCAUGCAUUCACGGUGCAUCGGUGCCUGUUUUCUUCAUCUUUUUCGGCAAGUUGAUCAACAUCAUCGGACUUGCUUAUCUAUUUCCCAAAGAAGCUUCUCAUAAAGUUGCAAAGUAUUCGUUGGAUUUUGUGUAUCUUAGUGUGGUAAUACUCUUUUCUUCUUGGACUGAGGUGGCUUGUUGGAUGCAUAGCGGAGAAAGACAAGCAGCAAAAAUGAGAAUGGCGUAUUUGAAAUCGAUGUUAAGUCAAGAUAUUAGUCUUUUUGACACAGAAGCUUCAACAGGCGAAGUCAUUUCUGCAAUUACUAGUGAUAUUAUUGUUGUUCAAGACGCUAUUUCUGAGAAGGUGGGGAACUUCAUGCACUACAUCAGCAGAUUUCUAUCAGGAUUCAUAAUAGGGUUCGUUAGGGUGUGGCAGAUAAGUCUGGUGACUUUGUCAAUUGUACCUGCGAUUGCAAUUGCUGGUGGUGUCUAUGCUUACGUGGCAACUGGACUUAUUGCAAGAGUCCGGAAAUCAUACGUCAAAGCUGGUGAAAUUGCUGAAGAGGUAAUCGGAAAUGUAAGAACAGUGCAAGCAUUUUCCGGUGAAGAAAAGGCAGUAAAUUCAUACAUCGCCGCCCUUUCAAACACUUACAAAUAUGGCAGGAAAGCCGGUCUCGCCAAAGGCCUGGGACUUGGCACCUUGCAUUUCGUCCUCUUCCUCUCUUGGGCCUUGCUCGUCUGGUACACGAGUAUCGUGGUCCACAAAAACAUCGCCAAUGGCGGCGAUUCCUUCACCACCAUGCUCAAUGUCGUUAUCGCUGGCUUGUCACUUGGUCAGGCUGCACCAGACAUUAGUGCAUUCAUAAGGGCGAAAUCAGCAGCGUACCCAAUUUUUGAAAUGAUCGAGAGGACGACAGUGACAAAAACGAGUUCAAACACGGGCCGGACAUUGGCUAAGUUAGAUGGACACAUAAGGUUUGAUGACGUGCGGUUUAGUUACCCUUCAAGACCAGAUGUUAUGAUCUUUGACAAGCUUCGUCUCGAUAUUCCUUCCGGAAAGAUUGUGGCCCUCGUUGGCGGAAGCGGUUCGGGAAAGAGCACGGUUAUAUCGUUGAUAGAACGGUUCUACGAGCCGCUCUCGGGUCGGGUCUUGUUAGACGGGCAUGACAUCUGUGAGCUUGACAUCAAAUGGUUGAGGCAUCAGAUCGGGCUCGUGAACCAAGAGCCCGCUCUGUUUGCCACAACCAUAAAAGAAAAUAUAUUAUACGGAAAGGAUUCGGCUACUUAUGAAGAGAUCACACACGCUGCAAAGUUAUCUGAAGCAAUCACGUUUAUUAACAAUCUUCCGGAGAGAUUUGAGACGCAAGUGGGCGAACGCGGGAUUCAACUGUCCGGGGGACAAAAACAACGGAUUGCGAUUUCACGUGCGAUUGUGAAGAACCCUUCGAUCCUUUUGUUAGAUGAAGCGACCAGCGCCCUUGACACUGAGUCUGAAAAGAGCGUGCAAGAGGCGCUCGAUCGCGUGAUGGUGGGACGGACAACUGUUGUGGUCGCCCAUCGGCUUUCCACCAUUAGAAACGCAGAUACGAUAGCCGUGGUUCAAAAUGGGAAGAUUGUGGAAACCGGAAGCCAUGAGGAACUCAUGGCCCAACCCAAUAGCGCGUAUUCAUCGCUUGUGCAACUUCAAGGAGCUGCUUCCUUGCAUGGAGGCCCAUCUCGCGCUCCCUCCAUGGGAAGACCUUCCAGCAUUAGGUUUUCUCGUGAGCUAUCACGGACAACUACGAGGAGUCUAGGAGCUAGUUUUCAUUCGGAUCGUGAAUCAGUUGGGAAACUUGGUGUUGAAGGGGUUGAAUACACGAAGCCGACACAUAUUUCAGCAAAAAGACUAUACACGAUGAUCAAACCAGAUUGGAUUUACGGGUUAACGGGUACAAUAGGCGCCCUAAUAUCAGGGUCCACGAUGCCUCUUUUUGCUCUCGGGAUAAGUCAAGCGCUUGUGGCUUAUUACAUGGAUUGGGAAACCACACAACAUGAGGUCAAAAAGAUUGCCAUUCUAUUUUGUUGUGGUGCUGGCAUAAGUAUAACUGUUUAUGCCAUCACUCAUUUAUGUUUCGGGAUCGUGGCAGAAAGGCUCACUCUUCGUGUUCGCCAAAAAAUGUUUUCAGCUAUUUUAAGAAACGAGAUUGGGUGGUUCGAUGACACGAAUAACACAAGCUCGAUGCUUGCUUCCCGUUUAGAAAGUGAUGCAACAUUACUAAGAACAGUGGUGGUUGAUCGAUCAACGAUUUUGAUACAGAAUUUUGGGUUAAUUAUGACUUCGUUUGUGAUUGCGUUCAUUUUGAAUUGGAGGCUUACACUUGUUGUAAUGGCAAUGUACCCUUUGAUAAUCAGUGGUCACAUAAGCGAGAAAAUGUUCAUGAAAGGGUAUGGUGGUGAUUUAAACAAAUCUUAUUUGAAAGCUAAUAUGCUUGCUGGAGAGGCUGUGAGCAACAUAAGAACAGUUGCAGCUUUUUGUUCUGAAAAUAAAGUGCUCGAUCUUUACUCCAGAGAGCUCGUCGGACCUUCAAAACAGUCGUUUAAUCGUGGGCAGAUCGCCGGAUUAUUCUACGGUGUUUCCCAAUUCUUUAUUUUUUCAUCUUAUGGUCUCGCAUUAUGGUAUGGUUCUGUUUUAAUGGAAAAGGGUUUAUCGGGAUUCAAAUCGGUGAUGAAAUCGUUCAUGAUUCUAAUUGUGACGGCGUUGGCCAUGGGCGAAACGCUAGCUAUGGCACCGGAUUUAUUGAAGGGAAACCAGAUGGUUGCUUCGGUGUUUGAAGUUCUUGACCGGAGAACACAAGUCGUGACUGAUGUAGGAGAAGAACUCGCAAGAGUCGAUGGGACAAUCGAGCUCAAAGGCGUCAAUUUCAGCUACCCUUCAAGACCUGACAUUUUGAUUUUCAAGGAUUUCGAUCUCAGAGUUCGAGCAGGGAAGAGCAUGGCGUUGGUGGGUCAAAGCGGUUCCGGGAAGAGCUCCGUUCUGUCCUUGAUUCUCCGGUUCUACGAUCCGACCUCCGGGAAGAUCAUGGUUGACGGAAAGGACAUCAAGAAGCUGAAAUUAAAGUCUCUAAGAAAACACAUCGGAUUAGUCCAGCAAGAACCGGCGUUAUUUGCAACAUCGAUUUUCGAAAACAUACUUUACGGGAAAGAAGGAGCUUCAGAAAGCGAAGUGAUCGAAGCAGCUAAGCUUUCCAACGCGCAUAAUUUCAUAAGCGCCUUACCGGAGGGCUACCUGACUAAGGUCGGCGAGCGAGGGAUUCAACUUUCCGGUGGGCAAAAACAGAGGGUGGCCAUAGCAAGAGCAGUGUUGAAGAAUCCGGCGAUAUUGUUACUGGAUGAAGCGACGAGUGCUCUUGAUGUGGAAUCGGAGCGAGUGGUUCAACAAGCUUUAGACCGGCUGAUGAAGAACAGAACGAGUAUUGUGGUGGCGCACCGGUUGUCAACGAUUAAGAACGCCGAUGAGAUAUCGGUGAUUCAGAAUGGGAAGAUAGUGGAGAAAGGAACACAUUCGAGUCUUGUUGAGAAUGAAAAUGGGCCUUAUUCGAAGCUUGUGAAUCUACAGCAGCAAGAACAGCAUCGCCGUAAAUAAUAAAAGAGAAGAUUGGGGGUUUUAAGGGGAUUGAUGAUGUUUUUAUAUCUUGUUUUACUUACACAUGAUUAUAGUUAAUUUAUCACCUUUAUAUGAUGAUAAUGAAUUAAUGAUGAUGAUUUAAGGUGUGAUUUUAGUCC